Molecule: messenger RNA, 3599 nt
Organism: Bufo gargarizans (Asiatic toad)
Lineage: Eukaryota; Metazoa; Chordata; Amphibia; Anura; Bufonidae
Gene: GPR149
Product: G protein-coupled receptor 149
Exons: 4
Coding region: 1-2154 (717 amino acids)
Biological process (GO): neuropeptide signaling pathway
Cellular component (GO): neuron projection; membrane
Molecular function (GO): G protein-coupled receptor activity; neuropeptide binding
Source: RefSeq, a predicted model, not a curated record
AUGUCGGUUUCAACAACUCUUCUGUUUGCAAAUAGCACCAGGUUAAGUACAGAGACACCAAAGUCCCCAUCGACUAGUAAUAGAUUUCUUUUUUGUCUUACACUAACGCUGACGUUGAUUGUGUUGGUGAGCAGCCUUUAUUCUCUGGUGUCCUUGGUGAGGAUAAAGAACAGAUCUGCGCUGUCUAUGUUAGUGGCUUCCUUGUGUGUUGAUGAUUUACUUUGUGUGGUCCCUGCGUCUAUCUUCAUGGUAAAACAAUGGACUAAUAAUUUGCUUUUCCAGCCACUGUGCACUGCCACAGCUUUCCUAUACCUGUUUCAGGGAAUAUCAAGCAAUUUAAAGGCAUGCAUAAUCAUUUCCUAUAACUUCUGCAUGGCUACCAAACCAGCAAACUAUGAAACUACCAAAAUGCCUCCUAAGAUAUCAUGGGCAAUUGUCAGCACAUGGCUUGUUAGUUUGAUAAUAUGUGCACUUCCGUUUUGUGGUUGGGGUGCUUACGGUGCCACGUCUUGGGGAUGCCUAAUAGACUGCACCAGUUCUUAUGUGUUGUUUUUAUUCGCUUUUUAUUCUUUGUGUUUUUGUGUUCUGACAGUCUUCUCGGUCCCUCUAACUCACCAGUUGCUUUGCUCGGAUAACCAGGAACGGCUACUAUAUUUCAAUUAUAAAGAUAUUGCUAAAGGUUAUCUAACCCCCAAUACACCUCUGGGCAGCAACACAUCGUCUCUGUCUCCUGAUAAUCCUGCUGGAAAAACCUUGAAGAAUUUCAAUGAGAAUUGUGUGAGCUCAGAGACUGUGUACAAGAGGAGCCUGGGUGAUCAGCAUUGCACAAGCAGCAUGAGAGGAAGCAGGAGCCUGACCGUGCUCUAUGCUCAGAAGCGCUUUUCCUUGAUACUUGCUUUGACUAAAGUCAUUCUCUGGCUUCCCAUCAUGAUACAGAUGGCUGUUCAGCACAUUGUUGGCUUCCAGAACGUCUCAUUUGAGACAUUAAGUUUCCUUCUGACAUUGUUAUCUGCAACCACCACUUCUCUAUUUGUUUUGUCUGAGCAUUGGAGUCAUCUCCCAUGUGGCUGCAUCAUCAACUGCAAAAAUAAUGCAUAUUUUAUGUCAUCAGAAGAUUGCCAAGUUAAGAAAAGAGGAUUUGAUUUCAACCUUUCCUUCAAUAAAGGCUAUGGCAUUUACAAGAUAUCCCAAGAAAAUCAUAACGCUGCAGAGAACUCUAUUUCCUACCAUAAUUUAAUUAAUUAUGAAUGUGAAAACACAAAUGACCCACGUUGUGAGAGGAUCCUCAAUUCGGCUGUACUGGAUUUCAGCAGUAUUAGUCUGCAGGACAGCUCCAGGCUGAAGGAUGUCAGCAAACUCAGAAGUCUUAACACAGAGUUAAAACCAGAUUCAACGAAAGACAAGGCCAUCGGUCGCCUCCUUUCGGAAAAAAUUGGAGUCUUUAAAAGAGAGGACAUGAGAAAUUUUGAAAAGUCUGCAUUUUAUGAAGGUCAGGACAGGAGACUGUCACAUGAGGAAAGUCGGAAGCCAGAACUCACAGACUGGGAAUGGUGCAGAAGCAAGUCUGAGCGGACACCACGACAGCGUUUUGGAGGAGCACUGGCCAUACCACUGUGCGCUUUCCAAGGGACAGUAUCCCUUCAAGCACCUACUGGAAAAACUCUUUCCUUGUCUACUUAUGAAGUAAGCAGUGAAGGUCAGAAGAUUACACCAACAUCCAAGAAGAUUGAAGUGUACCGGUCAAAAAGUGUUGGUCAUGAGCCAAGUAAGGAAGACUCCCCAACCCAGUUUCCAGAUACCAAUGUCAAAAUACAUCUUGAGGUUCUAGAAAUUUGUGACAAUGAAGAAGCAAUGGACACUGUAUCUAUUAUCAGCAAUAUAAGUCAAUCUUCUACUCAAGCCCGUUCUCCUUCACUGCGCUAUUCUCGUAAGGAGAACCGAUUUGUCUCCUGUGAUCUGGGAGAAACGGCUUCCUAUUCUCUGUUCAUUCCAACCAAUAAUCCAGACAGUGACAUAAACAUUUCUAUACCAGAUACUUUUGAAGCUCACCGUCAGAACAGUAAACAGCAGAACGUGGAAAGAGACAGCUACCAGGAGGAAAUACAAUUGCUGAACAAAGCUUAUAGGAAACGGGAGGGAGAUAGGGACAGUUAAAGCAGCCCAUACACUGUAGAUAGCUGUCAGACAAAAGCCAACAGCUGUCCCUCCCAACUUCCCCGUACUAGACAAGCUGCUCGGCUGAGCAUGCACUUGUUUUCAAUAAUAAUAAAAAUCUUUAUUUAUGGGUCCAAAAUAUUCCAAAGCACUUUACAAUCAGAGAGCUCAUAUACAACAAAAUGAUAAAUUACAUAGUGAAGAACAAGUCAACAAUUAAAACAAGAGGAAUGAGGGCCCUGCUCGCAAGAGCUUACAAUCUAUGAGCAAUUAAGGGUGGCACAAAAGAUAAAAAGUGCUUGUUUUGUACAAUAUCCAGCCAUCAUAACAAAAUAGAGGAGUGGAGGGACAGGGCAAGCCUGGCAUCUGGGCCCAUGGAGAAGAAGGCAGAAGGGAGUAGGUCCAAAUCGGCAAAAGAGCUGAGCAGCCGCUGAUGUAAUAUGAAUCCUAUGCUGCAUGGGCAACCAGUAGGCGAGGCAUCGGAGUAGUAGUUGAGCCUGGGAGAGGGGAGAGUUUAGUGAGGGCGAGACCAAUUAGUAAUGAGGUGCAGUAAUCGAGUCGGGAAUGGAUCAGGUCAAACAAUUUAUAUGCUGGUAUAUAGGUAUAUGCUGCUGCCAGGCACCUCCGCGACUCACCUUCUGCAGGACAUGCUGAAAUCCAACAGAUCCUUCUUCCCCCUGCUAUCUGGUGACAUACACAUUCAAGGUUGGUGAAACCUGUGGAAAUUGUCAGGUUCAGCUGCCAUUUAAUUCAUGUGUGUGGGCUCCUUAAGACUGAACCGUACUUGGAAAUCGGAAUAUAAACUCAUCAGUUCUUCUGUAUUCACACCAAGUUGUCUAGUUACCGGAACGCUGAAUGUCUUAAUUGCUUUGUACCUGUUUGUUUCUUGCAGUACCAUACAAAAGCUUUGAAUUGUCCGAUGUUAUCUAAAACUAUUUAUCACUAUAUGAAAACAAUUACGGAUGCUUUGUGCCAUUAAUAAAAAUAAAAAAAACAUUCCUGUACAUAUAUUGCCAGACUGCUGCACAAAAUGUAUCAGCAUUGCAUAGGCAGUAACAAUAUACACCUGGUAGGUACAUUAUAGUUUUUAACCGUAAAAAAUCGUGUUUUAACUGAUAUACAUGGCUGAAACAAUGACAAUUCCUCCAGGCGGGGGAAGUUUACAUACUUACAAGGUUGUAGGCAUCAGCAGCCCUGUCUGUGGAGGUGUGGGGAAAGGAAUGGCUCAAAGGACAGCAGGAAAAGGGCAUAUUGGGGGUCAUUUAUCAAAGUUUGGCAUUUUAGCCCGGUCUUUGAUAACACCUGAUCCCCCAGAGGAUAACGCCAGGAAACUGGCAUAAAUUAUAGCGAAUGUGCCGGGUCAAUAGACCCAUCCACACCAUGUCCCCACCCACGUCACCCCCGUCAUGCCCCAGUGAUAAAGGUGACAUAAAAAAAACUGUGAA